This is a messenger RNA of Exophiala aquamarina CBS 119918, 165 nucleotides long. RefSeq lists its product as uncharacterized. The record is from RefSeq and is a predicted model, not a curated record. The annotation marks the transcript as partial. NCBI's taxonomy places the organism in Eukaryota, Fungi, Ascomycota, Eurotiomycetes, Chaetothyriales, Herpotrichiellaceae. The transcript has a single exon.
AAGGAACUAAUUAAGUUACGCAAGGAGAAUGUAGAUCUUUUUGUUGAAGGGCAAUUCGAGCUACUAGAUCGAGGAAAUGAGAGGACGUUCACCUACCUAAAGAAGUCUGUGAGUGGUCAGUCAGAGGAGCGGAAAGCGAUUGUAGCCUUGAACUUUUCGAAUGAG